Helobdella robusta is the source of this 309-nucleotide messenger RNA. RefSeq lists its product as hypothetical. Bases 1 to 309 code for a protein of 102 amino acids. The record is from RefSeq and is a predicted model, not a curated record. The transcript is spliced from 2 exons. NCBI's taxonomy places the organism in Eukaryota, Metazoa, Annelida, Clitellata, Rhynchobdellida, Glossiphoniidae. Gene Ontology annotation, molecular function: protein binding.
AUGGGACCAGUUGUCGAGCGGACGACAAUCAAGUUCGACAAAAUCGUAACGAAUUUCGGAUCGGCUUACGAUUCGAAUACCGGUAUCGUCACUGCGCCAGUCAGAGGAGUCUACCAUUUCACCGUUAUCAUUAGCGCCCAGAGCCAGCAAAAGCGGCGAUCUAGGAGGGGGCUGAAGGGGGUCAUAAUCCUCCCCCAGUUGGGUCAUAAUCCUCCCCAGUUGGAUUAUAAUCCUCCCCCAGUUGGGUCAUGGUCCUCUUCCUGUUGGUUCAUGGUCUCCUCCCGUUGUGAGCAAUAUUGUAGUGGUUAA